UUUUUUUUUUUUUUUUUUUUUUUUUUUUGAAGGAUGGGUGAAUGAUAUUUGAAUCCUAUGACCUUGCUCUCACGUUGACUUAAAUUUUGCAUAUACGUAGAUUGUAUCACUAUAGAUAAGAAAGUGGCAUUAUAGCCACAGUUAUACUCGCACAAUUAAACCAUUACCAAUUUACCAUAUCAUAUUGACAUAUUGUUCAUAUGACAAUAUGAGUACAUUUUAUUUAACCAAGUAUCACUAAUUAGUUUUUUUUUUCCUUUUAGAGGGAGAUACUAUCAAUGUCAAAAUCCUUAAGAAAAUGUCAUAAGGGAAUUCUAUUGCAUGGAACAUCCUAUAACUUUAUGCAUAGCCGACUUGGGAUGUUCUUCUUCCGAGCAAAACUGCUUGAGCGGCUUAGCUUAUGGGCUCAUAGAAGCCAUUGAUAAGGCUCGGCGAGAACUCGGACAUGGCGGCCCUCAAGAGUACCAUAUUUGCUUGAAUGAUCUUCCAGGGAAUGAUUUCAAUACUGUGUUUACGUCGGUAACAAGUUUUAAGGAUAGGCUUAAGCAGCAAUUGGGAGAUGAUUAUGGACAUUGCUUUGUUAAUGGUGUUCCUGGCUCUUUCUAUGGUAGGCUUUUUCCUAACAAUAGCUUGCAUUUUGUGCACUCCUCCACUAGCCUUCACUGGCUAUCUCAGGUGAAUUAUCCUUUUUUUAAAAAUAUUUUAAUUAUCACAUUUUUUUUGAGGUUGGUGCCGGAAGGAAUAGAAGAGAAUAAGAGAAACAUUUACAUGUCAAAAACAAGCCCUACAAAAGUGAUUAGUAGUUACAAUGAACAAUUUACAAAGGACUUUUUGAUGUUCCUAAGUUGUCGUUCCAAGGAAGUCGUAGCCGGAGGAAAAAUGGUGCUAACCUUAUUAGGAAGACAAAACAACGAACCAUGUUAUGCCAAGGAAUCUGCUUACAUGUUAGAGAAUCUAGCUAAGGUUCUCAAUGAUAUGGUUUCUGAGGUAUAUAAACCAUUCCCUUUUCUUUUUUCUUUUUUUUUGGUGGAAAAAUUGCUAAAAAUAAUACAACCUUUGUCUCAUUGGUUACGUUACAUAGAAGAAGAGAAAUUGAACACAUUCAACGUCCCCAUUUAUACACCAUCACCUUCAGAACUCGAGUAUCUGGUGGCUAAGGAAGGAUCUUUUGCCCUCAAUGAAGUUUAUACCUUCAAUGUGAUUAGUUGGGAUCCAAAUGAUGAUCAUAAGAUUGGUAGCUCAAUUGACAAAACUAAUCGCGAAGAUAAUAUGAAUUUACAAGCAUUAUGUAUGAGAGCCGUGGUUGGAUCCUUAAUCAGUAGUCAUUUUGGGGAAGCAAUCAUUGAUGAGGUUUUUCGAAGAUAUAACGAAAUUGUUCUUGACUUAUUGGCCGAAGAGAACACUGUUCUAACUAAUGUUACUCUAUCCUUAACAAGAAGGGAACGAGGUUGA
This is a messenger RNA of Chenopodium quinoa (quinoa), 1452 nucleotides long. RefSeq names its product salicylate carboxymethyltransferase-like. The transcript is spliced from 3 exons. Bases 322 to 1452 code for a protein of 376 amino acids. Gene Ontology annotation, molecular function: S-adenosylmethionine-dependent methyltransferase activity. The record is from RefSeq and is a predicted model, not a curated record. Lineage: Eukaryota; Viridiplantae; Streptophyta; Magnoliopsida; Caryophyllales; Amaranthaceae. Gene Ontology annotation, biological process: methylation.